AUGGAAUCGACCCACGUAAGUGAUCAUAAGAAUUCUCGUUUGCCCUACAUAUGCCUUGUUCCUCUUUGUAUUGGAAACUUCCAAGUCAUGGCUUCACUUUUCUUGGUCGAUUUUGGCAUCAUCAAUGCUCUUCUAGUUGAAGGCAUGGCUGGACGAAACAAACACACAUGGACUAUUGAAGAAGAUGCAAAGUUAAUUGAAGCAUUGUUGGAGUUACAUGUAUAUGGAAAGUAUAGUGGUGUCAAUAACAGAUUCAAACCCGGUUAUUUAAAGGCAGUACAACAAUUACUAGAUACAUCGAAAAACCAUUUCAACAUCGUGAACGACAUGGUAUACGGAACAAACAUGAGUGGAUUUGGCUGGGAUACGGAUAAAUGCUAUGUUACCGCCGAUGCUGAAGUUUGGGAUGAGUAUAUAAAGAGUCAUAAAGGUGUUGUAUGUUCUUGCGUUAAACCAUUUCCUGAAUUCGAUAACCUAUGUAAAAUCUUCGGUAAGGACAAAGCUACUGGUCAUGGAGCUACUGACCUUGAAGAAGAUGUGACUGAAGAGACACAAAGAAGCUCACAUAUUGAUAUGAAAAGGUUUGAAGAUAUUAUUGAAUAGAUACAACAAAUUGCUCCUAUGAAAGAAAUGAAAGAGACUUUCAAGGAGGUUGGUGAAAAACUUAAUGUAACAAUAUACAAUAUAGGAAUGCAAGAAAAUAAGGAAGCAUGUGAUAUGAUAGAUAAAGUUAUCAAAGAUAUAUAAUGCAUGCUAAAUAUCAA
Messenger RNA from Lactuca saligna, 764 nucleotides. The record is from the annotation of a GenBank genome assembly. NCBI's taxonomy places the organism in Eukaryota, Viridiplantae, Streptophyta, Magnoliopsida, Asterales, Asteraceae.